UGGGCCGCCACCGCCUGUGUGGUGACCGGCGCGUCCCGCGGUUUCGGCCGCAGCCUGGCUCGGCUCCUGGCGCCGCAGCUCGGCCCCGGCUCGGUGCUGCUGCUGCUGGCGCGCUCCGGGGAUGCGCUGGGCGAGCUGGCGACCGAGCUUGGCACCGGGAGUGGCACCGGGCUGCGGGUGCAGUGCGUGCCCGCUGACCUGGGCUGCGAGGAGGGGCUGCGCAGGGCGAGCGCUGCCCUGCGGGAAUUGCUGCAGGAUUCGUCCUUUAACCGCCUGCUCCUGGUCAACAACGCCGGUUCUUUGGGAGACAUCUCCAAAUCCUUCCUGGACCUCAACGACCUGCACGACAUCAACACCUACUUCUCCUUCAACAUCAGCUCUGCUCUGUGCCUCACCUCCACAGCCCUGAGGGCCUUUGGGGCACGGCCUGGCUGCAGCAGGACCGUGGUGAACAUCUCCUCCCUGUGUGCCAGGGAGCCCUUCCCGAGCUGGGCUCUGUACUGUGCUGGGAAGGCAGCUCGGGAUAUGAUGUUCAGGGUGCUGGCACUGGAGGAGCCCGGGCUCCGUGUGCUCAACUAUGCCCCAGGUGAGGACAGAGGCUCCCUGCUGCUUUUCCAGCUUUUGGGAAUCAAAUUCCUGCAGGCCAGCCCUGCUCCUGCCCCUCCUGAGCAGCACAAGUGGAACCCCCAGCUCUCUGUGCUGGAAGCAGCAGCUGGAUUCAAACUCUACAGCGGGAACCCCCGGCAGCCGGAGCCCCUCUGCCAGAACUUCUCGGCGCGCCUGCAGCAGCGGCUCCAGUCCAGUUUUUCGGGCGCUCUCUGA
Molecule: messenger RNA, 822 nt
Organism: Sturnus vulgaris (Common starling)
Lineage: Eukaryota; Metazoa; Chordata; Aves; Passeriformes; Sturnidae
Source: RefSeq, a predicted model, not a curated record